Molecule: messenger RNA, 1020 nt
Organism: Entamoeba invadens IP1
Lineage: Eukaryota; Evosea; Mastigamoebida; Endamoebidae
Product: actin, plasmodial isoform, putative
Exons: 1
Coding region: 1-1020 (339 amino acids)
Source: RefSeq, a predicted model, not a curated record
AUGGAAGAAGACUGUUGUACAAUUGUAUUUGAUAAUGGAUCAUAUUCUACACGAGCUGGAUUUGCUGGUGAUGAAGCACCUCGGUCUUACUUUCCAACAGUGGUUGGAUAUUCAAAAUUGGAUAACAGGUGUUGUGUGGCGAAUGCUCUUUUUGACUUCAACACAGGACGUGUCGAUCAUAAUUUGUACAAUUUGAUAUACCCAAUACAUGACGGAGUAAUCACCAACUUCGAUGAAAUGGAAAAGAUAUGGGAGACACACUUUAAUGAUUUGUUUGUUAACCCAAAAGAGAAAGGAGUACUUCUUUCAGAGUCUCCAAACAACAACGGAGCUGCAAGAGUAAAGACAUCACAUGUGAUGUUCGAGACUUUUCAAGUUCCAUCACUUUGUUUUGCAUUACAAGAAUUGUUUGGGUUGUGUAUAACAGGAAGAACACGAGGAGUGGUGUUGGACUGUGGGUUGUCGUCUUCUCAUUGUUUAUCUUUUGAUGAUGGAAAGUGCAUUGAAAAGUCACUAACUACUCUUCGUAUUGGAGGUGAGAAAAUUGAUGAGUACCUUUUAACAAUGCUCAAUGAAAACACAAUAACCCAAUUCACGACAAUAGACAAAGAGACUGCAAGAGAUAUCAAAGAAAGAAAGGGGUAUGUUGUUCUCGAUUAUAAUGAAAAAAUACAACAAGUGGAGCACCAGAAAUAUACACUUCCAGACGGAAGAGUAUUGGAUUUAGGAAACGAACUGUUUAAAUGUACCGAAGCAUUUUUCAUGCCUUUUGUUGUGAAUUCAGAAGAAAUUGGUGUACAUGAAGCCGUGUAUAAUUCAGUCCUUAAAUGCGACAAAAAAACACAACAGUACUUAUACGAGAAUGUUGUGUUAUCCGGUGCUGCAAAUCUAUUUGCAGGCUUUGAAAAUCGACUUUCGAAAGAGUUGAAAACAAUUGCACCUCAAAAUCGAAUACGCGUGGACGCAAUGAUGGAAAGAAAGUUUGGAAAUUGGAUGGGGGCUCUGUCUUUGCUUUAUUGA